Messenger RNA from Entrophospora candida, 1479 nucleotides. NCBI's taxonomy places the organism in Eukaryota, Fungi, Glomeromycota, Glomeromycetes, Entrophosporales, Entrophosporaceae. The record is from the annotation of a GenBank genome assembly.
AUGGAAUCAAAAAUCUUAUCCUCACUUUCUCAAGAUUAUUUAAAUUUACUUGAAUCGGAAAAAUGUUUUGAUGUUAUCAUUAAUGUCGGUAAAGAACCUAAUUUAAAAAAAUUUAAUGCACACUCACUCAUUCUACAUACUAGGUCACCAUAUUUUCGUGCUGCUUUAUCUAAAGAAUGGGUUUCUAAACAAGAUGAUGAUAAAAUGAUUUUUAAUAAACCCAAUAUAUCAUCUGAAGUAUUUGAAGUGAUUUUAAAGCAAGUUUCAAGUAAAUUGUGUCUUGCAGAGCAUGAUGCAUCAGUUAUUCUUGAUAUUCUUAGAGCAACAGAUGAAUUUUGCAUGGACGAAUUAUCAGAAUAUAUACAAGACUAUUUGAUAGAAAAUCCAUGGAGAUUAUUAUCACAUUUUGUUCGAGUACAUCGUUUUGCAUCAGAAGAGGAAAGAUAUCCGAAAAUAAGAAAAUGCGUGAUUGAAAUUAUAAAGGAAAAUCCUGCAACAAUUUUUGACUCGAGUGAUUUUGUUAAAAUGGAAGACAAAACAUUAUUUUGUUUUCUUAAAUAUCAUAAUUUCAACCUAAAACCGAUUGUAUUGUGGAAACAUAUUUUAGAAUGGGGUUUAGCACAACCUAGUAAUAGUUGCCUGCCACCAUCGUCAUCAUCAUCAUUGAAUUCUGAUUGGUCAGAAAAUGAUUUCAAAUUACUGGGUAAUUCAUUAAAGCCAUUCCUACCACUAAUACCAUUUACAAAAAUGUCUGCUGACGAAAUAGUCGAAAAUGUGAGACCUUGGAUGAAAAGUUUGGAUGCUGCUAUACCAGAUUUUUAUAAAGAAAUUUACAAUUAUCAUUUUUUGCCAGAAAGUGAUGAUUUAAAAAAAAAUUUACCAGAUUUAUACUUUACAUCUAGUAUCUAUUCAAAUAAUGGCGAUGAUAAUGAUAUCUUUGAUUCACAGCUUGCAACUCCAUCGGAUUUACAUUUAAUUAUGGGUUGGGUUGAUAGCGAUUAUGUCAACAAGUAUAAUUUGAAAUUGUUGUUGCGUGGUAGUAGAGACGGGUUCACCCUAAAAAAAUUUCAUUCUUUAUGCGAUGUAAAAGGACCAACACUCAUAGUGCUCAGAGUUGAGAGUACCGGUGAAAUUUUAGGCGGAUAUAGCCCAAAAAAUUGGUACUCGAACAUACUAACCAACUAUAGUAAAACUACAAAAAGUUUUAUUUUUUCGUUGGGUGAUAAAGUAUUUAAAUUUGAUCCGAUUCUUAGUAGAGUGACGAAUUAUGAAUGUGCAAUUUUUCAAAGCAUGUAUUACGGACCAUGUUUUGGAGGUGGGUUGAAAGGUGAUUUGAAAUUGGCAGGUGAAAAUUUCAAGGAAAAUAGUGCAUCUUGUUGUAUUCAACACAGUUAUGAAUCUAGUAUUCGAUCUUCGGAAGAUGGUUUUUCCAUCGAUGAAUAUGAAGUGUUUCAAAUUGUUGAAAAGAAAGUAGAAUGA